AUGCCAGAUGAGGUGAUGCGAGGAGGUUUUCGGUAUAUGACGGCUUUCCUUGUCACGGACAGCGGCACUUACGUCAAUGUCACGGAUGUGCAGCUUGAGAUAAGCUUCCAGCCCACGUGGUCGAACCUAGAAGCUUAUCAAGGGUUUUUCGAUUCCAACGAUGAAUUGCUGAACAGGAUUUGGUAUGCAGGCGCAUAUACGCUCCAGACGAACGCCGUACCCACCAACACGGGACGUUGGGUCCCCAUGCUCGCGAACGGGUGGGCCAACAACGGCACUCUGGGUCCAGGCGAUACCAUCAUCGUUGAUGGAGCGAAACGAGACCGUGCGGUAUGGCCAGGCGACAUGGGCAUUGCUGUUCCCUCCACCUUUGUCAGUACCGGGGAUCUCGCCAGCGUUAAGAACGCACUGCAAGUCAUGUUCGACUACCAGAAUCCGGAUGGUUCAUUCCCUGAAGCUGGCCCACCGCUUUUACAGCAAAACAGCGAUACGUAUCAUAUGUGGACAAUGAUCGGUACAUAUAACUACAUGCUAUACACGGACGACGCAGCCUUUGUGCAGAGGAACUGGGCCAAGUACCAGAAAGCUAUGAAGUACAUAUACGCCAAAGUCCAAGUCGAGACAUCUGGUCUCCUCAAUCAAACAGGCACCAGGGACUGGGCGCGCUGGCAAACUGGUUUCAACAAUACGGAAGCAAAUGUCAUUCUAUACCAGACUCUGCAAACCGGUGCUAAACUCGCUACAUGGCUCAACGAAAGCAGUUCCAACAAUUUAGUAGCAACUUGGACGUCGCGCGCCACCGCCCUUCAAACAGCCAUCCUAACCCACUGUUUCGACUCCACCUACGGCGCCUUCCGCGACAACGCCACACUCACCACCCUCCACCCUCAAGACGCAAACAGCAUGGCCAUCCUCUUCGACCUCAUCCCACCCUCCUCCCAAACCGCCCAAGACAUCUCCACAGCGCUCACAAAGAACUGGACGCCCAUCGGCGCCGAAGCCCCCGAACUCCCCGGCAACAUAUCGCCCUUCAUCUCCAGCUUCGAGAUCCAAGCCCACUUCACUCUCACAAACCCGACAGGUACAACCCGGGCUCUCGAACUCAUCCGCAGAAGUUGGGGCUGGAGAGGGGGUAUGGGUAUGAUCCGAGUUAUGUGA
Molecule: messenger RNA, 1158 nt
Organism: Alternaria viburni
Lineage: Eukaryota; Fungi; Ascomycota; Dothideomycetes; Pleosporales; Pleosporaceae
Exons: 2
Coding region: 1-1158 (385 amino acids)
Biological process (GO): carbohydrate metabolic process
Source: RefSeq, a predicted model, not a curated record